AUGUCACCCACUUCAACGAAUACUCCUCUACUAGCUGCCAGCAAAGAGGGCAAGAGUGUUUGGUCCAGCCCAACGCUUUCAAAUCUCACAGACAGCCAGGUCACCCUCCUCACCGACUACUCUCGCCUUCCUCUUGACUCAGUCAUUCCCCAUAUCCUCGCAAUACGAGAAAAAGCUUGGCCGAUUCUUUCACGGCUAUAUAUUGGUCAGCUCCGUUUCCUCGACCCUACCCUCUCGGAAUCUCCGUCCUACCCCACCAUUCUCGCUCAUCUCAAGGAUAGCCCAAAUGCCAUGUUACUCGAUCUGAGUUGCAGUUUCGGUCAGGAUCUCCCCAAAUUUAUUUACGUUGAGGCUCCUGCUUCUUCUCUGUAUGGCGCUGAGUUGAGAAGCGAGUUCCUCGUCUUGGGCUUUGAUUGUUUCCGGGACCGAGAGACCAUUGGAACCACUGAUCUCGACGGUAUGAUGAGCAUAGUCAACAUUGGUCUGUUCCUGCACCAAUUCGAUUGGGACGGACAACGCAGGGCAUGCAAGAUGAUUGUAGCGCUAUCAAGGCCUGAAAAGGGAGUGCUCGUCCUUGUGCAUCAGAUUGGAAGUGUGGUGCAGAGCGAUGUUGUGUUUCGGGGUGAGAAGGAAGUGACGAGACAUAGCGAGGAGAGCUUUAAGAGACCUUGGGAGGAGGUUGGUAAGGGUACGAGAGGUGUAUGGGAAAUAAGAGUGGCGCUUAAUGAGGGUCUAGGAGGUAAUGUUGGAGAGGAGACGGGAGUGUGGGAUGAUGCUGAUACGAGAAGACUGUGA
Molecule: messenger RNA, 795 nt
Organism: Cadophora gregata
Lineage: Eukaryota; Fungi; Ascomycota; Leotiomycetes; Helotiales; Ploettnerulaceae
Exons: 3
Coding region: 1-795 (264 amino acids)
Source: RefSeq, a predicted model, not a curated record